Carassius auratus (goldfish) is the source of this 1850-nucleotide messenger RNA. Its product is annotated as gastrula zinc finger protein XlCGF57.1-like. Gene Ontology annotation, biological process: regulation of transcription by RNA polymerase II. NCBI's taxonomy places the organism in Eukaryota, Metazoa, Chordata, Actinopteri, Cypriniformes, Cyprinidae. The transcript is spliced from 3 exons. Gene Ontology annotation, molecular function: DNA-binding transcription activator activity, RNA polymerase II-specific; RNA polymerase II cis-regulatory region sequence-specific DNA binding. The record is from RefSeq and is a predicted model, not a curated record. Bases 152 to 1408 code for a protein of 418 amino acids. Gene Ontology annotation, cellular component: nucleus.
CUGCCAAGAAUCAGAAGAAGAAGAAUGACGUCAUUAGGCUGCCACUUGCUCUCUGCUGUGUGUGUGUGAUUUGGCUGAAGAAAGGAAAGUGUCCAAACGCAGGAAAAACUCCUGGCGAAGUGACUGAGAUCCACGUGACACGAUUAUAAAGAUGGAGUUUAUUAAAGAGGAGUGUGAAGAAAUGAAGAUUCAAGAAACAUACAGAGACGAACAAGAAGAAACUGAGGAACAAACAGAUCUAAUGGGAUUGAAAGAGGGAAAAGAAGUACUUGAUGAAAUUGGAGAGGAAGAUCAACAUGAGUGUCUUCAAAAGACAGGAACUAGAAGUUUUUUUUCUUGUUUGAGUCAACAAGGAAACUUGAAAGUCCACAUGAGAAUUCACACUGGAAAAAAGCCUUUCACGUGCCCUCAGUGUGGAACUAGUUUCACGCGUAAAAUAGGUCUUAAAAGGCACAUGAUAAUUCACACUGGCGAAAAGCCUUAUGCAUGCCCUGUAUGUGGAAAAGGUUUCUGUCAAAAUGGAAACCUUAAAGUUCACAUGAGAAUACACAAUGAAGAGAGCUAUAUCACCUGCCAAGAGUGUGGAAAAAGUUUCACUUGUAAAGAAAAUCGUGACAGACACAUGAAAACUCACACUGGAAAAAAGCCUUUCACAUGCCCUCAGUGUGGAAUUAGUUUCACUCGUAAAAUAGGUCUUAAACGACACAUGAUAAUUCACACUGGCGAAAAGCCUUACACAUGCCCUAUAUGUGGAAAAGGUUUCUGUCAAAAUGGAAACCUUAAAGUUCACAUGAGAAUACACACUGGGAAGAGCUAUAUCACCUGCCAAGAGUGUGGAAAAAGUUUCACUUGUAAAGCAAAUCAUGACAGACACAUGAAAACUCACACUGGAAAAAAGCCUUUCACCUGUGAACAGUGUGGAAAAUGUUUCACUCGUAAAUUAGGUCUUAAAAGACACUCGAGAAUACACAAUGGGGAAUGUCCCUUCACCUGCCAAUUUUGUGGAAGAAGUUUCAAUCAAAAAGGAACCCUUAGCAGGCACAUGGGAAUUCACACUGGAGAGAAACCUUUUUCUUGCCAACUGUGUAGAAAAACAUUCACUCGUAAAACAGGUCUUGAAAGGCACAUGGGGACUCACACUGGAGAAAAGCCUUACAUAUGCUCUCAAUGUGGAAAAAGUUUCAUUCAACGUGGAAACCUUAUAGUCCACAUGAGAAUACACAAUGGAGAAAAUCCCUUCACCUGCCAACAGUGUGGAAAAAGUUUCAACCAUAAAGGAAGCUUUAACAGGCACAUGAGAACUCACACUGGAGAGAUGCCUUACAUAUGCAUUCAAUGUGGAAAGACUUUCGAUCAAUAUGGAGACCUUACUGUCCAUAUGAAGAUUCACACUAUGGCCCAGCAAUAAAACGAUAAUCUGAUCGGUAUUGCUCACACAACCAUAUCCAAAAAAGUGCUUGAAUAUAGUGAAGAACAUUACAUUUCUUGAUUUAUUUUAAAAACUGCUGGCGCUUUAACAGGAGAAAUCCUGGGUCAUGAACAAUAGUGUUAGAAGGCUUUUCAGUGGAUUUACUAUAGUAACACAAACUGCUCCAUGAUAUUAUGGCGGAAAUGUGAAAUAUAUAUGGAAUUUUAUUAUAUUAAUAUUUUAUAAGCGGCCAGAUUUACAUCAGCUUGUGCAAGUGCAAACCCUUAUUUGGCGUUUAAAAAUAAAACUAAUAAUUUAGGAUUUUACUAUAAAAGGAAAUUAGUGUUGAAAAGGUGUGGACACAGUUAUUUUUGUGUUUCACCUUUCUUUCCCUUUCAAUCUGUAAAUUCAUGGGGGGAGAUCAUUUAAAUGAAUUAAGCAA